UGAACGCGCCCCCGUUUCAUUUUCAAGCAGCCGGGGUUUCUGGUGACGUCGCACCGGAAAGUACACAUUUCUCACGGUGCUGCAUUGACCCGAAAACAACACGACAGCACACAUUUCUACUGAAAACGGCUCAUGACACUUUCAUAGAAACACGAACUUGCGUUACAACAAUGGAGAAACCUCCCUUCAGGCAGAACCAGAACUGCGGAGACUGGGAGCUGAAAGAGAGGCUGGGCAUGGGCGGUUUUGCCCAUGUUUACCUGUACCAACAUCAUGAAACAAAUGAAAAACUAGCUGUGAAAAUGUGCCGUCUAGAGCUCACACCAAGGAAUAAGGACAGAUGGAGCAGAGAAAUCCAGAUCAUGAAAAAGUUAAAUCACAUCAAUGUUGUGACAGCCCGAGAUGUCCCAGAUGAAAUGAAGCACAUAGCCUUAAAUGAUCUUCCACUGUUGGCCAUGGAGUACUGCUCCAGGGGAGACCUGAGGAAGAUGCUGAGCAAACCUGAAAACUGCUGUGGUUUGAAAGAGAGCGAAGUGCUUUCAUUACUCAAUGAUGUUGGAUCUGGUAUUCAGUAUCUGCACGAAAACAAGAUAAUACACAGAGACCUUAAACCUGAAAACAUAGUGCUGCAAGAUAUCAACGGAAAGCUGGUUCACAAAAUCAUUGACUUGGGCUAUGCUAAAGACCUGGACCAGGGCAGCCUGUGUACCUCCUUCGUCGGCACGCUUCAGUACCUGGCACCUGAGCUAUUUGAGAAUAAGCCAUACACUGUUACUGUCGACUACUGGAGCUUUGGCACGAUGGUGUUUGAAUGCAGUUGUGGUUUCCGUCCAUUCCUGCACAACCUUCAACCUGUGCAGUGGGCCAGCAAAGUGAGGAAUAAAGGUCCAAAAGACAUCAUGGCUGUAGAGGAACUGAACGGAGAAGUCAGGUUCUCCACACACCUCCCGUACCCCAACAAUCUCAGCAGGACACUGUUGGAGCCAAUGGAAGCACUUCUUCAGCUCAUGUUAAAAUGGGAUCCUGUCCAGAGAGGAGGCAAAAUCAACCCCGACAUCAAGAAACCUCUGUGCUUUGAAGUGCUGGAGCAGAUACUGAGCAUGAAGGUGGUCCACAUCCUGAACAUGACCACAGCUCAGGUCCACUCUUUCCAGUUGACUCCGGACGAAAGUCUCCACAGUCUACAGAAGCACAUUGAGGCAGAGACCAAGAUUGAAGUGGUGAACCAGGAGCUGCUGCAGGAGACGGGAGUGUCGCUGGAUCCCAGGAAGCCCGCUGCACAAUGUGUCCUAGAUGGAGUGAGAGGGUGGGAUAGCUACAUCGUCUACCUAUUUGACAAGAGCAUCACCAAAUACUCUGGUCCCUUCAGUGCCAGACAACUGCCUGAUAAAGUCAACACUAUUGUACAAGAGGCCAAGACACAGCUGCCCCUGGUUGUGUUGAAGAAGGUUUGGGGUGAAGCAGUGAGCUACAUCUGUGGCCUGAAGGAGGACUACAGCAGGCUUUUCCAGGGACAGAGGGCUGCCAUGUUGAGUCUCCUGCGCUACAACACAAACCUGACCAGGUGUAAGAACAGCAUGUUUGGCUUCUCUCAGCAGCUGAAGGCCAAGCUGGACUUCUUCAAGAGCAGCAUCCAAUACGACCUGGAAAAAUACAGUGAUCAGAUGCACUAUGGCAUAUCCUCUGAAAAGAUGCUGAAAGCCUGGCAGGAGAACGAGGAAAGAGCUGCUGCUUUUGCACAGGUGGCAGAGGUGAGCCAUUUGGAUGAUGAGAUCAUGGCUCUGCACUCUGAGAUAGUGGAACUUCAGAGGAGCCCGUACGCUCGACGCCAAGGAGAGAAGAUGGAACAGCUAGAAGAAAAGGCGAUUGAGCUCUACAAGCAACUGAAGAUGAAAUGCAAAACACCUGAGCCAGAUGUGAGCAGUGACAGCUCCGAGAUGGUGAAGGCCAUCAUUCUGACUGUCCAGAACCAGGACAAGGUCCUCAAAGAUCUGUACACCCACCUCAGUAAGAUCCUGAUCAGCAAACAGAAGAUCAUUGACUUGUUUCCACGUAUUGAGAAAACCCUGGAGAGCAUUAAGGAUGCUGACAACACAGUGAUGCAGAUGCAGAUCAAGAGGCAGAGAGAGUUCUGGCAUUUACUGAAGAUCGCCUGUGCUCAAAACUCCUCAAGGAACUCGAUCGCAGCCAGUCCCGAGUCGUCCAACCUGCUGCAGGUUUCUCAAUGGUCACAGUUGGCACAACCUGUCAGCUCCCCACAUCCCCUAACCUCCCUACCUGGGCCCAAUGACAGUGAUGCUGCACCACGUCUGCUGCAGGAGAACCAGAAGUACCUCAGUCAGCUGACCAGCCUGAUGCAGGAGACUGCUGAUGAACAGACCAAAAGCAUAGUGGACCAAGACUGGAGCUGGACGAAAUACGAAACUUUAACAACAAAAUUAAAAAAGAGAAAUGCAUAAGCGGUGUUGCGCCCUCCAUCCCUGCCUGUGCACCGAGUAACACUAAAGACGUACGCUGUUAACACAGCAGAGUGGGGUCAAACAUGGACUCGGGAUAUUCUCUUAAAAAUGGCUCUCCUGAUCUUCUUUUAAGGAAAAAAAAAAAGGGGACGGAGUUCACACAUGCUCAGUGGUGUCGUCUCAGGGGCUGGUGAGCGGUUCGAUCAAUGAAUAUUCUUGUUUUUAUAUGAUGAAACAAUGAAACUGUGUCACUCUACUUUUUCCUUUCGCUGCACUAUAUACAUCAUAAUUCAUAAAAAGUGAUGACAUUCAUUUCUACUGCAAGAUUGAGCAAAUUGUAGCACAAGAUUUGGGGGUUUGAGGUGGAUUUAUCACGCGGGAGAGUAUUUGACAGAAGCAUGGGAAUUAGUUCAAACUUGUGACAUACAAGGAAAACACAGGAAGUGGUUGGGGGGGUUAGGGUGGGGGGCUCCAGGAGGAAAUUACAGUCAAGCAAACAGCACUUUGAUACUCCCACGUAUCCUGUCUGUAAAGAGUUGCGUUGUUCCAGAUGAAACGUUCCAGGCUGCCAAAACUGUCGCAGAAUUUACAGUCAAGACAGAAACUGUUUUUUUUUUUUUGUCGCUCAUAAUCAAUUUGAUAUAUUUUACUAUACACAGUCUGGGGUAUAGAUUCUAUGUAGAUGUUAUUUUGAUUUAAGUUGUUUUGAUAUCAUAGGCAGAAGUCUUUUGUCAAGAUAUAUGUGACAGACGUGGCUGGCCAUUAUGUUUAUACAAUGUCUAUACUGUUUCUGUCUUUCUAAUCGUCUGCGAGAUACAAUGGCUUUAGUUGUCUCAUUUAUGUGCACAUAAUAUUUCACUGGAUGGUUUUAUGCUGUGUUCCUGUCAUAUAGAGUUGAAAUGAUUAGUCUGAAGUUUCCGUCCAAAUUUAGUGCAGAUUUUAAACAAAUUUCCAGAACAUCUGCGAAAGAAAAUGCAAAUUAAUGCGCGUUUCCAUCCACUACUGUAAUGUGAAUAUUUGGUUCAUCGAGACGAACAGCUGGUGGAGCAAAUUCUCCUCAUUCGAGUGCCAUUAAACCGCUGCAGAAGAACAAGAUGAUGUAAUUUAAAAGAGCUCCAGUCAAAGCUCAAACAAUGGAAAACAUGAUGGAAAUAUGACUGUUCUGUUAGUUUCAUGUAUUAAUGUGAGGAAGGUUACAGUCUCCUCCUCGCUCCGCACAGAUCUGAUGUUUACAGUCACAUGCUUCAUGUACGUCAUGAUUUAUUCACCAAGUCUGGUUCAAUUGCACUUGGUCGCAUUUUGCUUUUAUCGAUACACCAACAGCCAAGCAUCAAAACUUCUUAUGUUUUCCCCCGAAAAAUGAUCAUAAAAGCAGGUGGACGGAAACGCAUUUAAUCAAUCAAGUUGUGAUUGAAAGAAAGUUAAUGGGCAAGUCAACAUUCUCCAAUGUGAAGAUUUGCUGCCUCUCUGUGUCUCAUGAGAGUAAACUCUUUUGGUUGGUGACCAAUUUAAUGUGGGCAUCUUUCACUGUUUUCUGACAUCUGACAAAAACAAAUGAAUCAGUUAAUCAAGAAAAUAAUCAGCAGAUUAAUCGAUAAUCAAAAAAAAGAUUACUUGCUGCCCUAAAUGUCAUGCGGGAGAAACAGCGUCAACAUCAACAUUCAAGUCAUAAUUACAUCUGGGAGGCUGAUGUCUUUUAGAAAAGCUCCGAUAAAUCAGACUUAAAUCACUUAAAUCCCCUGAAAAGUGGAAGUAUUUCUCCAUAACAUGACUUAAUAAGCAACCUCAGUAAAAAAAAAAAACUUCUCUUGGUAUCAACUUUUAACAGUUUAACACUCAAACUCAGCUAAUCUGCUUCAUCGGGACUGUGUAGGUGUGGUUUGAUCGGAUUUGAUUGAUGGCAACCAAACGACUGUCGUCAUUGGUUCACGAAAAGUAUGUGACAUCACCUUUAUUGUAACUGAGCCCCGCCCACUUCAAAGCAGUGAGAAGAGCGAAAAAUCAGAAAUCUCUCAAGCGAAAUAACUACAGCUGUCCUAACUGUGGUACAAAGUGGUGUUUUCAUGGAGGAUCCCAGCGCUCGUAGUAAGAAGCUGAUUGAGAAGUUUUUAGGGCCUUAAAAUAACAAACAUGGAUGUCGUUCAAGGUGAUUAAACUCAAAUUUAAUGGAUAUAGGGUCAAUACACAGUAUUGUCAAUACACAGUAUUUUUAACCCUCACACGACCAAGUCUGCAGUCAUUCAGCUCUCCUGAGUGAUCUGAUGACUCGCCAAUAAUCUCUGGGACCGCAACUAAUGAUUGUUUUCAUUGUCAGUUAAUUAUUGGUGAUCAUUUUCUCGACUGUUAGUGAAAAAAUGCCUAUUAAGGUGACACAUGACUCAUUCAGCCAACAGUCUGAAACCAAAAUGUAUAUCAUUUGCAAAAAACCCCCAGAAUAUUUGGCUUUUUUGCUUGAAAAAUCACUGAAACAAUCAGUUAACAAAUUGCCGAUUAAUUGAUUAAUCAACUAAUCCUUUCAGCUCUAGCCGUAAACACGAGUCUCUUCCUUCAUCUGUCCCAUAUGACAUGAACGUGGUGUCUUCGACCAUCGAUCCACAGUGAAACGAAUGUGAAUGAUCGGAUCUGAGUGCUCGCAGGAAACCAGGAGAGUAAAUGGUUGAAUGUACUGCAGUUACACGGGCACGUGCUAACCGAAUGAUCACGUGGAGAGAAAUUAACCCUCUUGAGUUGUAUUUAUGAAGUUGAAGUGCAAUGGAAAAAAAUUGUUUUUUGUAUUUAAGUAACUCGAUUUGUCAGUUUUCUUUCCAUUUAAGUAUUUGUUUCCAUCUGAUGGUUUAAACUUGUUUCUGAAUGUUUAAUUUUUAGAAAUUUCAUUGUAUAUAAAGAUCAAAUGUUUACCUGUUAAUGAAAUAAAAUGACUUUGGCAUGAUUCUGA
Molecule: messenger RNA, 5394 nt
Organism: Siniperca chuatsi (mandarin fish)
Lineage: Eukaryota; Metazoa; Chordata; Actinopteri; Centrarchiformes; Sinipercidae
Product: inhibitor of nuclear factor kappa-B kinase subunit alpha-like
Exons: 22
Coding region: 171-2459 (762 amino acids)
Biological process (GO): positive regulation of transcription by RNA polymerase II; peptidyl-serine phosphorylation; tumor necrosis factor-mediated signaling pathway
Cellular component (GO): IkappaB kinase complex; cytoplasm
Molecular function (GO): ATP binding; IkappaB kinase activity
Source: RefSeq, a predicted model, not a curated record